UCUCGGCUUGAAACGUCGACAUCUAUUUAUUUCCAUAGAUGCGGCUGACCUGCUUAUUUCCUCCAGCAUUUUGUGUGUAUUGCUGGUGGUCAUGCAGAACAUACCUGCGGAAAGUUCGGUUAAUUAGAGGUUCCGAACUGAGGGCUAGGCCCCUUUAAGAAGAGUCAGGUGACACGAGGGACCGAUCAUGUGACGGCUUGAGAUGGCGGCUUUUCUACAAUGGAGGCGUUUCGUUUUCUUCGACAAGGAGCUAUUGAAAGAGCCUGGGCAACCGGACCGGGAAUUCCACUGCCCAGGAGACUCGGCUUUCAGUGUGUGCACGAGUGGCAGAGGCAGCCUGGUACUGGGGGAUAUUGAAGGGAAUAUCUGGUUCCUCACUCGGACUUUGCAGUUCACUUCCUUUCAGGCUUAUAAGCUUCGAGUUACACACUUGUUUCAACUUAAACAGCAUAGUAUUCUUGUCUCAGUGGGAGAGGAUGAACCAGGAAUCAACCCUUUGGUGAAAGUCUGGAAUCUGGAGAAGCGAGAUGGCAGCGGAAAUCCUCUCUGCACCAGGAUAUUUUCUGCAAUUCCAGGAAAUAAGCCUACAGAAGUCUCAUGUCUCACUGUCCAUGAAAACCUCAACCACAUGGCAAUCGGAUUCACAGAUGGUAGUGUUGUCCUGAAAAAAGGAGACAUCACUCGUGACAGACACAGCAAAACUGAUGUUAUAGCAGAGGGAACCUACCCCAUCACUGGUCUAGGGUUCCAGCAAUCUGGUAAACAGACCCAUCUCUUUGUGGUUACCACAGAGAAUGUGAAGUCGUACAAUGUUUCAAUGAAAGAUUUCCCUGCAGUGGAGCUCGAUAACCAUGGCUGCAGUCUGCACUGCUCUGCCCUAUGUGACCCUUCGCAAGACAACCAGCUGAUAGUUGCAGGGGAUGACUGUGUGUAUCUCUACCAGCCUGACGAGCGUGGGCCUUGCUUUGCUUUUGAGGGGCAGAAGCAGAUCGUUCACUGGUACCGUGGCUAUCUCAUCAUUGUCUCAAAGGACAAGAAGGCAUCCAAGACAGACUUUGUUUCUGGUGACAGCCAGUCUUCUGAGAAGCAGAUACUGACUAUCUAUGACCUGGAUAACAAGUUCAUUGCAUACACAGCGGCAUUUGAUGAUAUUGUUGAUGUACUGGCAGAGUGGGGUUCCCUCUAUGUGCUGACUAGUGAUCGGAAGAUCAGUAUUCUGCAGGAGAAGGACACGCAGACAAAACUGGAGAUGUUGUUUAAGAAGAACCUGUUUGUAAUGGCAAUCAAUCUGGCAAAAAGCCAACAUUUGGAUAAUGAUGGGUUAGCAGAAAUCUUUCGACAGUAUGGUGAUCACCUGUAUGUGAAAGGAGAUCAUGAUGGGGCCAUACAGCAGUACAUCCGGACAAUCGGGAAGUUGGAGCCAUCCUAUGUAAUACGAAAGUUCCUGGAUGCACAGCGAAUCCACAAUCUAACAGCGUAUCUGCAGGCCUUGCACCGGCAGUCACUGGCCAAUGAGGACCAUACAACUCUUCUCCUCAACUGUUACACGAAACUAAAGGAUAGCUCCAAACUGGAGGAGUUCAUUAAGACCAGCGAGAGCGAGGUACAUUUUGACAUUGAAACUGCCAUCAGGGUCCUUCGUCAGGCUGGUUACUACAAUCAUGCCGUCUACCUGGCUGAUAAGCACUGCCAUCAUGAGUGGUACCUCAAAAUACAGCUCGAGGAUAUCAAGAACUACCAACAAGCCCUCUGUUACAUUGGGAAACUGCCCUUUGACCAAGCAGAAAGGAACAUGAAGAAAUAUGGGAAAACUCUGAUGCAUCAUGUUCCAAAUGAGACCACUGAGCUAUUGAAGAUCCUCUGUACGGACUACCGACCCAGCAAUGAGCCUCCAGCGGAGAGAGAAUCCAGCAGCAGAUAUGAGUAUAAGGCAAAUUCUGAGGAAUUUAUCCCAAUCUUUGCCAACAAUUCACGUGAACUGAAGUUGUUCCUAGAGCACAUGAUUCGGGUGCAGAACAACUCUCCACAGGGUGUGUAUGACACAUUGCUUGAGCUCAGAUUACAAGACUGGGCUCAUGAGGAGAACGUGAAGGCAAAGAAACAACUUCAGGAAGAAGCAAUGGGCCUGUUGAAGAGUGGAUUAUUUAAAACUGUAUUUGACAAGGCCCUGGUACUGUGUCAGAUGCACAAUUUCAAAGAUGGAGUGUUGUACCUCUACGAGCAAGGGCGACUGUAUCAACAGAUAAUGCAUUACCACAUGCAGAAUGACGAGUAUGCCAAAGUGAUUGAGACCUGUGAGCGGUAUGGUGAGCAGGAAGCCUGCCUUUGGGAACAAGCACUUGGAUACUUUGCACGAAAGGAAGAGGAUUGUAAAGAAUACAUCAUGAGUGUUCUGAGGCACAUCGACAGGAACAACCUCAUGCCCCCUUUGCUGGUUGUGCAGACUUUGGCUCAUAACUCCACAGCCACACUCUCGGUUAUUAAGGAUUACCUCAUUAACAAGUUGCAGCAGGAGAGUGACCAUAUUGCAGAAGACGAGCGAAGGAUCAAACAGUACAGAGAUGAAACCAAGAAGAUCCAAGAAGAGAUUGAAGAACUAGAGACCAGUGCGAAGACUUUCCAGAAAUCCAAAUGCAGCAUGUGCAACAGCCCCCUGGAACUUCCCUCUGUCCACUUCCUCUGUGGACACUCUUUUCACCAGCAUUGCUUUGAGAGUUACGCAGAACAUGACUCUGAAUGCCCGACCUGUAUGCCAGAAAACCAUAAAGUUAUGGACAUGAUCCGAGCACAGGAGCAGAAGCAGGAUCUUCAUGAGAAGUUUCAGCACCAGUUGAAAUGUUCAAAGGAUGGAUUCUCAGUCAUCGCCGACUAUUUUGGACGUGGAGUCUUCAAUAAAUUGACGUUAAUCACAGACGCCUUCCCAGGCAGAGGAGCCACUGCAAACAUUGAUGCUGGACUGCAGAGAGACUUGUUGAUGCACACGAAAAGAUCAACCUAAAUAGACCCCAAGACCUCAGGGUCAUCAAAUUCCUUUUUUUUUGUGUCUAACUUUUGCUGUAAUAUUAAAGUUCAAUAAGCUGAUGGGUA
Hypanus sabinus (Atlantic stingray) is the source of this 3087-nucleotide messenger RNA. RefSeq names its product VPS11 core subunit of CORVET and HOPS complexes (gene vps11). NCBI's taxonomy places the organism in Eukaryota, Metazoa, Chordata, Chondrichthyes, Myliobatiformes, Dasyatidae. The coding region runs from base 203 to 2998 and encodes 931 amino acids. The transcript is spliced from 16 exons. Gene Ontology annotation, biological process: endosome organization; organelle fusion; vesicle-mediated transport. Gene Ontology annotation, molecular function: protein-macromolecule adaptor activity; protein binding. The record is from RefSeq and is a predicted model, not a curated record. Gene Ontology annotation, cellular component: HOPS complex; endosome.